Molecule: messenger RNA, 224 nt
Organism: Amoebophrya sp. A120
Lineage: Eukaryota; Dinophyceae; Syndiniales; Amoebophryaceae
Source: the annotation of a GenBank genome assembly
GAGAAAUUGAAAUCAUAUCCCGCCUCCGCCACACGACAGCCGCAAGACGCGCCACUACGAGAGCAACUGCACAAAGAAUUCGGCGUAGCGCAGAUGAACAAUUCGUCAGAAACAGCUUCUGAUCAGGUGUGGGGCUCAUGUAGCAAGAAGAGUGCUUCUUGUUCUGCGGAUCAUUUGCAGGUGCGAAAAACAAAAACAUCAACAACGUCGUCACACGUCGCGAC